Messenger RNA from Ostertagia ostertagi, 594 nucleotides. The record is from the annotation of a GenBank genome assembly. NCBI's taxonomy places the organism in Eukaryota, Metazoa, Nematoda, Chromadorea, Rhabditida, Trichostrongylidae.
AUGUCUGAUCGCUCAGUAGAUAGUAGUAGUACAGCAAAAGCGGCAUUAAACAUUGAAAGCAGUUCAUCACCUGUCGCACAGAACAUUCGAAAGCUUGCGGGCAGCCGUAAACAUGGUGUCCUGAAACGAGCGCAUGCGAAAGUUCAAGCGCAUGUAAAAUACCAUAUUACGUUGUCGCUGAACUGUCCACGACUCCCUGAUCCAGCUUACGCCUACAACGAGACGUUUGUUCGCUACUACAUCACUCCCCUGCUUCCCCAUGUUGCCUUCUACAAGACCAUCGACGUGAAGUGCGCAACUGAAAUGCCUGAUACCAAAUGUCAUGGAUAUACAGCUUGGGAUCCUGUUGAAAAAGCGAUUAUUAUUGCUUUCCGAGGGACAGACGGCAAAAACGGAGUGCCAUUCUUCAAUAACGGCCACCUGUUCAAAUACUUCCAUGAUGCGUUCUUCUUCCUGUGGAAUGGUGGGCUUGAACAGCAAGUGCGGACGCUCAAAUUCCAAUAUCCUAACUACAAAUUCUAUCUGACUGGCAUUUCGCUUGGUGCAUCAAUCGUUCCAUCUUGCUUUCAUUAUGAGGAGAAGCUGGAAACAUAG